This is a messenger RNA of Syzygium oleosum, 1739 nucleotides long. RefSeq names its product chaperone protein dnaJ C76, chloroplastic. NCBI's taxonomy places the organism in Eukaryota, Viridiplantae, Streptophyta, Magnoliopsida, Myrtales, Myrtaceae. The record is from RefSeq and is a predicted model, not a curated record. The transcript is spliced from 4 exons. The coding region runs from base 57 to 1499 and encodes 480 amino acids.
AUACGCCUCUCUCUCUCUCGCUCGCUCGCCCUCGUGUUCUUGCUUGCUCGGAAACCAUGCGCGCGUCGUCGAGCCCGUGCCUAAUCUCUCCCCCAGCUUCGAUCGCGACGACGAUCUCCUCGAAGCCCCAUCGCUUCGGUUUCGAGCUCGGCGCGAGGAAGCAUCGCUCCGCAUCAUGCCGAGCAUCUUCCUCUUCGUCGUCGUCGUCGUCGUCGUGGAUGAUGACGGACUUCGACCUGUACGAUCUCCUCGGCAUCGACAGCUCCUCCUCCCACUCCCAGGUCAAGCUCGCCUACCGCUCCCUCCAGAAGAGGUGCCACCCCGACAUCGCCGGCCCGGAGGGCCACGACAUGUCCAUCAUCCUCAACGACGCCUACGCCGUCCUCUCCGAUCCCGCCUCCCGCUCCGCCUACGACAAGGAACAAGCAAAGACCUCUGAACUUCGAGGGUACACAGGGAAGCCUAUCUACUCGGUAUGGCUCGGGUCCGACAGCGAACAGAGAGCGGUGUUCGUGGACGAGGUCAAGUGCGUUGGCUGCUUGAAAUGCGCGUUAUGCGCAGAAAGGACGUUCGCGAUCGAGUCGGUUUAUGGGAGAGCACGGGUUGUUGCACAGUGGGCUGACCCCGACCAUAAGAUUCAAGAAGCAAUAGAAGCUUGUCCCGUGGAUUGCAUCUCUAUGGUUGAGAGAUCGGACCUGGCAGCUCUUGAAUUUCUGAUGUCUAAGCAGCCAAGGGGCAACGUAAGAAUUGGUGCUGGCAACUCAGUUGGUUCACGCGUCUCAAACAUAUUCGUUGAUGUGAAGAAGUUUCAAACCCGGGUUACUGAGGCGAAGGGCAAAGCUGCAACAAAAGAUGAUGAGCAGACUGAUCUACAGAGAAAGGCUCGAGUUUCAGCUAUCCAGGCAAUCAGGUCUAUCUCGAACUGGAUAUACUGGCAAUCGCCCGACAUAGGAAGCAAAGCCCUGACACGUAGAACUGGAGAUUCAAGUGAACCAACCAUCAAGAAACUCCGCGAUGCUGCGGCGUCCAGGAAAUGGGCAAGUUCCAAAUCUGCGAGUGCCAAACGAACCGCCGUAAGCCGCUUAUACCAUGAUGAGUAUUGGAUUCCCACCCACCACAUGCUUCCGUCUGCGAGCGCAACCGAGGAGGAAUCUGCUCCUAGAGUUUCCAAGGAGUCCUCAUCCAACAAAAAGCAAAAGAGACGCGAUCCUGGUCCGAGCACAAAGGGGAAUACUUCAAAGAACCCACUACUGUGGGCGUUUCCAAUCUGUGCAGCCUCGGUUGCUGCCGCAAUCGUGAGGUCACAGGUUGGGGAUGGAACGGUUGGUGAGUUGAAACAGCACUUCGGCGGAUCUCUAGCACUGGAGAUCGUUAACAGCUCCUGGAUGCAGGUACUGUUAGCUGGGAUGACAUGGUAUUUCAUUGGUGUGGUGGUCGUAGGGCUAGUAGAAGCCGCUCUAAGCAAAGUGGGAUCAGAUAAAGAACCAAAGAAAAUGUGAAUCGCAUUGUAUAGUUAGAAUAUACCCAAAGAAGUCACAGGUACGUAGGACAAUUUCGAUACACACCCCCUAAGUCGGAGGAAUGUCUGAUACAGAUGCUCAGCGCAAUCAUUGAAUUUGCCUAUAAUAUAGAUUAUUGAUGCUGUGAUUGUUUCCAUCAUUUCGUUGCUAACAUUUUAAACUUUCAUAGCAUCGUCCCAACAGAAGUAGAAACGAAACAUUCAGGGCGGGACUGGAUGG